CACUUAGUUAUCCGAGAAGCCACUGCUACUGCUCUUGGCUAGUAAGGCAGAUCUAGCAGCAGGGGUUCUCACUAGACACCGUGUUGAAAAUGAACUAACUAACUACAACUUGUGGCUGGGGACCGGAGACCUAAAGUGGAGUCACUGGAAUUGAAUUAUUUCUAAUAUCACUACCAAGUUACUGAGCCUUGGACAACAGAGAAAUUAUAUGUAACAAUGUCUAGUUAUAAGCCUGUAGCUAUUCAAACCUAUCCUAUACUUGGUGAGAAGAUCACACAAGAUACUGUGUACUGGAACAACUAUAAGACCCCUGUUCAGAUAAAGGAAUUUGGUGCAGUAUCAAAAGUAGACUUUUCUCCUCAGGCUCCAUAUAACUAUGCAGUAACAGCUUCCUCAAGAAUUCACAUUUAUGGUCGAUACUCCCAAGAACCUAUAAAAACCUUUUCGCGUUUUAAAGACACAGCAUACUGUGCUACUUUCCGACAGGAUGGUCAGUUGCUUGUGGCUGGAAGUGAAGAUGGUGUUGUUCAGCUUUUUGAUAUAAGUGGGAGGGCCCCACUUAGACAGUUUGAAGGCCAUACCAAAGCAGUUCAUACAGUGGAUUUUACAGCUGACAAAUACCAUGUGGUUUCUGGAGCUGAUGAUUAUACAGUUAAAUUAUGGGAUAUUCCAAACUCCAAAGAAAUUCUGACAUUCAAAGAACAUUCUGAUUACGUGAGGUGUGGAUGUGCUAGCAGACUGAACCCAGAUCUUUUUGUAACAGGGUCAUAUGAUCAUACUGUCAAGAUGUAUGAUGCACGAACGAAGGAAAGUGUCCUCUGUGUGGAGCAUGGGCAGCCAGUGGAGAGCGUCUUGCUUUUCCCUUCUGGAGGUCUUCUGGUGUCUUCAGGAGGUCGUUAUGUUAAAGUCUGGGACAUGUUAAAAGGAGGACAGUUGCUGGUAUCUUUGAAAAAUCAUCAUAAAACCGUGACGUGUCUGUGUCUGAGCAGCUCGGGUCAGAGGUUACUCUCUGGUUCACUAGAUAGGAAGGUGAAAGUGUACAGUACAACUUCCUACAAAGUAGUCCACAGUUUUGAUUAUGCUGCUUCAAUUUUGAGUCUCGCGCUUGCACACGAAGAUGAGACAAUAGUCGUGGGAAUGACCAAUGGAAUACUCAGUGUUAAACACCGGAAAUCUGAGACAAAGAAAGAAUCUUUUCCUAGGAGGAGAAGGCCUGCAUACCGUACCUUUAUUAAAGGAAAGAAUUACAUGAAGCAACGGGAUGACAUUUUGAUCAACAGGCCAACAAAGAAAAAACUAGAAUCAUAUGACAGAGACCUGAAAAAUUUUCGGGUCUCUCAGGCACUGGACAGAGUCCUUGAGCCUAAUUGUGUAAUAAAGACGCCCGAAGUCACAGUGUCCAUCAUAAAGGAGCUAAAUCGAAGAGGAGUCCUUGCAAACGCCCUGGCAGGGCGGGAUGAAAAGGAGAUCACGCGUGUGCUUAACUUUUUGAUAAGGAAUCUGUCUCAACCAAGAUUUGCCCCUGUUUUGAUUAAUGCUGCUGAGAUAAUUAUUGAUAUAUAUCUACCUGUGAUUGGGCAGUCACCAGUAGUUGAUAAGAAGUUUUUGAUACUUCAAGGACUUGUAGAAAAAGAGAUUGAUUACCAAAGAGAGCUCCUAGAAACCUUGGGGAUGAUGGACAUGCUUUUUGCCACCAUGACAAGGAAUGAAAGCACUUCUAUGUUGGGACAUCCAUCUGUUGAAUUUCUAGAAAACAAGGAGAUGGAAUCAUAGCUUUUGCUUAAAGAACUCCUAACUUGGAAUAGAUUUGACCCCAUUAACUAUUGGAAAGAAAAUCUGUUUUAUACAUUUAAAAGAGACUAUUUACAGAAGCAAUUUUAUGGAAGAGACUGGAAUAAUUGUGCUUGGAAAAUAAUUACCUGCUUUCAGACAUAGAUUUUCCAUGUAAUAAUUGAAUUAUUUUAUGGCAUCUUCAGCUAGAAGAUCUCAGUUGUCACGGUCACAGUGCCUAUCUAUUUUGGAUGAGUUGAUAAUGAUUUUAAUACAGCAAAGUUCUGUAUCCACACUUGGGUUAUGCAUUUAGAUGGGAUUUCAAUCAUGAAUCUCUGGAGAGAGUUCUAGCCGGGAAUCCUGCCAAAGCAAGGGCUUCUGGCUUGUUUUUUGUUGUUACUUCUGGCCUGGAAAGCAGCAACAGCAAACGGCAACAAGGAGACUCUUUCUGAGUUCACUGUCACCAGUGACUGCCCGGCUCUCUGUCUCUGAUAUCCCCGCCCUAGGUGUCAUGACUCCCGCUGGCAUGUGCAUUUGCUGGCGCUAGACUGUGGCUUUUCCAGUUGUGCCAAAUCACUGGUCAGCUCUACAUAACUGAUACUGGAUAAGUAUUUGGAAUCUGAUAGAGUAGCUUUGGGGCCCUCCAUCCCGUGCUUUUAGUCUCUCUCUCUCUCUCUCUCUCUCUCUCUCUCUCUCUC
This is a messenger RNA of Perognathus longimembris pacificus (Pacific pocket mouse), 2468 nucleotides long. RefSeq names its product UTP15 small subunit processome component (gene Utp15). Gene Ontology annotation, biological process: rRNA processing; positive regulation of transcription by RNA polymerase I. Gene Ontology annotation, cellular component: nucleolus. The record is from RefSeq and is a predicted model, not a curated record. The transcript has 14 exons. Gene Ontology annotation, molecular function: protein binding. The coding region runs from base 217 to 1773 and encodes 518 amino acids. NCBI's taxonomy places the organism in Eukaryota, Metazoa, Chordata, Mammalia, Rodentia, Heteromyidae.